This is a messenger RNA of Rhipicephalus microplus (southern cattle tick), 741 nucleotides long. Its product is annotated as soma ferritin. NCBI's taxonomy places the organism in Eukaryota, Metazoa, Arthropoda, Arachnida, Ixodida, Ixodidae. The record is from RefSeq and is a predicted model, not a curated record. Gene Ontology annotation, molecular function: ferric iron binding; ferrous iron binding. Gene Ontology annotation, cellular component: cytoplasm. Gene Ontology annotation, biological process: iron ion transport; intracellular iron ion homeostasis.
UCGGCCACUCAAAGGAGCUCGUCGACCACUCGACGUCCGAGGAGCGCCCACCAUGCUUCGAAUCGUACUUGUCGUGCUGGCCGCCAGCGUUGCGUUGGCAGGGAACAAUCUCAACGACCAGGUGAACAAGUACAUCCUUCCCGACCGAUGUCGCGCGGGGCUCCAAGAGCAGCUCAACCUCGAACUGCACGCUAGCUUGGUCUACAUGCAGAUGGCCGCACAUCUGGCCAACAACAAGGUGGCCCGAGGAGGGUUCGCCCGCUUCUUUCGAGACCAGUCCAGCGAAGAGCGCGAGCAUGCACAAAAGAUCAUCGACUACUUGAACCUUCGCGGUGGCACCGUGUCCGCCGUGAAUGUCGACAUGCCGCCUACGGCCAUCUGGAUGAGCGUGCUGGACGCGCUGCAGGCAGCCCUCGCCCUCGAGCACCGGGUCACCAAUCGGCUGUACGAGCUGCACCGGCUCGCUGAGGAAUACGACGCGCAGAUGGCGGAUUUCUUGGAGCAGGAGUUUCUCGCCGAGCAAGUACGAUCCAUCGAUCAGCUGCAGCGGCUCAUCACGCAGCUGCAAAAUAUGGAGACAGGCCUGGGCGAGUUCCUUCUCGACCAGCAACUGCGAGCCUAACAGCUCCUCUUUGAAAAAAAUUGUCCUUUUUUCUUCAGCGCUCAUGUACUGGUCACGUAAAUAUCCGUGUUGAAAUAUCCCCAGGUCGAGACGUGUAAUAAAAUAGUUCUCAUUACCUU